UUAUUUACUUCCUGUUCAGUUUACGCGCGAAGUUCAUCGUAGUGACAGUCGACUGUAUAAUGUCUGAGAGUUCGCCAAAAUGGAAAAGACCUUCAGAUGUUAUGAAAAUUCACAGAAAACGGAAAAGACUCUCACAAAGUCGUUCCUUCUCUGAGGAUAAGUCAAAUACGUCUGGAAUCUUACACGACAGUACCAAUGUUUUUCUUAACAGCAGCUCUAAGAGAAAGAAUCCAUUCUCAAGUAACGAUAAUCCGGAGGCACCAUACAAGCGGAAAAAAUCGGAUGGAAUCGAAAAAAAUCAGAGUUUCAAUGAAAAAACUCAGGCCUUCUUUGCUAUUUUAGAGAAGGCUAACAAGAAAGAAGGGGAUAGCCCCAGUAUAAAGGUGGAGAAAGCUACAAAGAAUGGACCAAUAACAAGGGAACUUCUAGUGGACGAUGAUGAGGAAAAGUCACAGUUUGAUUUCAUAGAAAAGUUUUUCAAAGCAGCACAAUCACAAAAACUUAUGGAUGAGUCUCCGAAACCUGUAAAAACAGAGAGAACCCCGUCCACUUCCUGUAAGCCUGUGCCUGUGGACUGGUCCUUGAAGGUCAAGUUAAGAGUGGUUUCCAAGUCAUCAUUACUCUGGUGCACACAGAUCAAAACCGCAGACGAGGCUAAAGGAGUAACAGACUUUGUCUACGGGGGUAGUCAGGUUAAUGCAGAAGAAGACAAGUCGGACUUCUAUAGCUGCUGUUUGUACUGGAUUUAUCCCAAUCUGCCAUGGCUAAGGUUAUUUCCUAGGAUAGUCCCAGACAGUAAAAUAAGAUCUUCUCCCAAUGGCUUACUCAAUGAAGACAUUCAAAAAUCACUGCUGGAGGACUGGACGGAAAGCUUUACAUCAGCAUUCCAUCAGCUUCGCUCCCAGCACUGCCCGUAUUUCUAUUUCUGUACACACCAGUUCACCGUCCUCUUCAGGGCAGCAGGGGUGGCUGGUCAGUCAAGUCAGAACGCAUUCCUCACCCCCACAACACGGGGUCUCAGGGAGGCACUCAAAAACGAAGGUAUUGAGUUUAGUAUGCCAGUGCUGGAGAGAAAAAGAGAGUCGUCUACUGCAGAAAAACCACAAAGCCAGGAUUCAGAGCAGCAGGUGCCCCCUCCAGCUGAUGAGGAAGAUGAUGAUGAGUUUCUGGACACUGAUGAGGGAGCCUCCGUCUGGCUUGAGAGUAUCGGACUGGACAAAAGACAGUUCCCCUCUCUGGACCCCAACAAAGUCAAAAUCCAAAGGGAGGGGUUCCGCGUGAUUGACAACAGACCAGAGUCUUUGAUAUACGUACAAGGAGCUGAUGUCCAGGGUCUGUUUAAUUUCCUGUUAAACUGCCGCAGUUGUGUGGCCUCCAGUGGGUCCCAGGUGGGGGUGCCACCAACAAUUCUGUCCCCCUCACCAUUCAGGGGAGCCUCUGUACAGACUCAAAAGGUAAAACAUUCUCUGGUGAAGCAGACAGAGACAGAUGGGAGUAUCAACCACGUCCACAUCUUAGAAAUCUCAGGGGCCGUCCUACCCCACCAUGUACACCGCAUCAGAAAGGUCCUCGAGCGCACUCAGAAAGGGGAGUUCACUCUGACAUUUAACACUCACGAACCAACAGUUCCCUUUAAUGCCAAACUCUCAGUUACUGACUGUGAUCCGGAUAGGGCGAAAAUGAAAAUGAGGGGAGAUAAAUUUGACUCCUUUUUUGAUGUCUGUGAAAUUGAUGACAGAUUAAGUUGUAUACGAGAGCUCUAUUGUAAAGAUUAUGAGUACAAUUGGGCAACGUGAUUUUACUAUGUAGAGAAAUUAGCUUUUUAUAUCAAGAAUUAGAUUUUUAUGUUUGCAUGUAAAUCAAUAAUUUGAUGAGGUCAUGCAGUUCAUUAUUUUGUCUAUAUUUAUUGUCAAAUCUUUUUAUUGAUUUUAUAAACAGUUUUAUCUGUUGUGGAUAAAAUAAAAAUAUACCAGUUGAA
Messenger RNA from Saccostrea cuccullata (small rock oyster), 1978 nucleotides. RefSeq names its product protein downstream neighbor of son homolog. The transcript is spliced from 10 exons. The coding region runs from base 60 to 1796 and encodes 578 amino acids. Gene Ontology annotation, biological process: nuclear DNA replication. Gene Ontology annotation, cellular component: nucleus. Lineage: Eukaryota; Metazoa; Mollusca; Bivalvia; Ostreida; Ostreidae. The record is from RefSeq and is a predicted model, not a curated record.